Messenger RNA from Symbiodinium necroappetens, 935 nucleotides. NCBI's taxonomy places the organism in Eukaryota, Dinophyceae, Suessiales, Symbiodiniaceae. The record is from the annotation of a GenBank genome assembly.
AUGGCUGUGCACUGGAGACAUGGAACAAGCAUGCACAAGGACGCCGAGAAGUUGGCUGACGAGGUGUUGUCCACACUGGACAAGCACGGCCUUAUUGUACGAAGAGCCUUUCUCUCGACGAACUGCAAGGAUGAGGCAGAUCUAGAAGAGCUGAAAAAGAAGUUGGGAAUGGAGAUUGUGCAGUUCAAGGAAGCUUCCUUCGCUCCGUGGCAACGAGCCCUCAUCGACAUGAUCAUCGCCAGUGAGGCGCCGCUGUUCGUGCCCUCGAGCUAUUCGAGCUCGUUUGCCAAGACCAUCCUGAGAUGCGAUGUCGCCAUCAUCUCGCGCUUUAGCUUUCACUCAAUCUUGGAGAAGUAUCCUUGGGAGAAGCGGAAGUUUCAGCGGGAGAUGAAGCACAAGCUGAUGGAGCUAGGGAAGCUCAUCGACGUGAAGGAUGACAUCAACCUCGAGCAGCAGGCGACCCAAUGCGAUGCACUGAAGCAGCUGCCCUUCUUCUCAGACAACAGCGAGUCCAUGCACGAAUUCGUUGCUGAGCUCGCGAUGAACACGUCAACUUACUGGUAUCAACCUGGUAAAGUUCUCUUAGAGGAAGGCGACAUAAACUGCGACGAGAUGUUCAUUCUUCUUCGUGGCGCCUGCGAGGUUUCCUCGUGUGGCCAGUUCUUGGGAAGGAUAGAGAACGAUGUGAUCGGCGAGAUCGGCAUUCUCGAUCUGCUGGAACGGCGAACAGCGACCGUCAAGACUGCCACUGCCUGCCAGUGUAUGAAGCUGUCCCGGCAGGUGAUGGUUCCGAUACUGGCCAAAUAUCCAGAUGCCCGCCUGCGCUUGCUCGAGCUCGCGAGGACGCGUCUCACCGCGAUCAAUGAGGCGAUGAAUGGACCGCAGGAUGGCCCGGAGAGGGGCACGGUUGCCGUUCAAGACCUUUGCGGACGCCU